CCCCUACGUUCGUCGAUCUACAACUUGACGAGCGUUUCGUAUCCACGGCUACCAAGAUGACUUUUGCCCCGAUUUUACGUGGAAUAUCCCUAAAAUGAUGAACUGAGGUGCUUUUAAAAUGUCUCUCGAGAGUUUCCAGGCGUCUCUUGUCCUCGGGAUAGCAGGUAAUGCACUUGGUAGUAAAAACGAGAAAUUGGGAACUGGCAAAUCGAGCGAUGAAAAGCAGAAAAUCAUCGCUGGGCUCGGGGGACUCCGGGCGAUCACGGUGGCUCCUCCCGCCUGGCCCGUCCCGGAGGAAGGGGUGUUUGCGGUCUUUACAAUCGAAGCAUUAGCGACGGGGAAGACGGGCGAUGAAUUGGUACGCGAUGUCGCUAUGCGUUACGCGGAUUGUAUGGCUACUGAUAUGGCCAAUAAACCAAUAAGUACUUACCUUUUGAAUAAAGUAUCUCGUCUCCAACCAGGCGAUAUAGAUUACGGCAUAUUUCAGGACUACGACGACCAUGCAACUCACAGUUCGGCAGCCAUUCGAUGCUUCAGUGUGGGUCUUCGAUUUCACAAAGCGAAACAUGUUCGGGAUCUCAUCGCAGCUGCUGUGGACAUCAGCCGAAUACUCCACCACCAUCCAGUAGCGUAUAUGGGAGGAGUGACGGCUGCGUUAUUCACGUCCUAUGCCAUUCAGAAGAGAGAAUUAAGAGAAUGGGGCGCUGGUCUAAUGGCGACUAUUCCGAUGGUCCUCGAGUAUGUGGCGUCCAGUGGCAAAGUUGUCAUGCAAAAUGGAUCCAUCUAUUCUAUGUCAACGUAUCAGGUUUUUGAGGAAACAUGGAAAGAGUAUCUGAGGAGGAGAGAUAUUACUGACGGUGAGAGGAAACCAAAGUUUCCUAGGAAGUACGACAUGAAGAAGAGGAAUGAACUCUAUCAGAGUCUUACUCUUCCUGAUAAGGAGCUGGGCGCGACUGGACUGGAUGCAACUCUUAUAGCUUAUGAUGCCUUGCUUUCAUCGGGGAGCAGCUGGGAGGAUCUUUGUAACAACUCAAUGUUCCAUGCAGGCCAGGGUAAUGUGUCUGGCGCCCUCGCUGCUGGCUGGUGGGGCAUUCAACAUGGUUUCAGCUCUGUUCCGCUAGGCAACUACAACUCUGUGCACUUCAAGGAUCGCUUGAUGAUUGCGGCUACUAAGAUCUACGAUCUCAGCUGGUAGUGGCGUAUGCGGAUGUUUCUUGGCCCCCUUUUCAUAAAAAUUGUACCAAUGACCGUAUUGACAGCUACUAUUUAAAGCUUCUGAUACCAUGCAUUCAUGCUAUUUGAUUUGCCAAAAUUGAAAGAGUCAUUGAAGAUGACUGUUUGAAAAUCUUGGCAGGUUGGCUGUGCCUCCUUCUGGGCCAAUGUAACCAAAAGCAGCACAGCGUGUGUUGUACUGUGCAUGUGCUGUGCAACUGGCUGAUGGGGGGUAGGGGCAUAAUGGCCGCACUCGACAUACGAUUCCCACCACAGAAUUUUUUUUAACCUUAUAUUUUCUAGUCUUGCACAAUUAUUGAGGCCAAAUUUGGGAUGAAAACAGUUUUGAAUUCAUGAAUAUAUUAGCUUAUGAAUGAGUGAAAUAAUGUUUCACCCCCACUCAGAAUGAACAGAAUAAAAAUAUACCCAGGACUAUUAGGGUUAGUUACUAGUAAUGCAUUGUUAGUGUGUAAUACUAUUUGUCAGAUUCAGUCUGAGAUUUAAAAGGUGAUGCAUGAUUUUAAUGUCAGAAAAAGAUGUAAAAUAUUCAACUUUUGCACUUCAUAUACCCAUCUUUCAUAAAAUAUUGCUACUGUACCUUUAUAACGAAGGUCUGUAGUAUGAAGAAUAUACAGGCAAAGGUUGCCUUUUAUCACAUCAUUAGAGGCUUUGUACUGGUUGUCUAGCAUACCACAUGACUGAAAUCUGCUGAAAAAUUUGGGUUUUGGUCAUUAUACAGUAUUUAUUUCAUGUUAUUUAUAGUAUUCAGUUGUAAAUAUUCUUAAAUAUAAAGUACAUGUAGAUGAGCAUUUAGCUUCGUGUAGGACGAUUUGCACAACUCUUGACUUUAAAAAGCCUUUUUUUUCAGUCAACAUACAAUUACUUUAUUUAUUACAAUUCAUAGGGGUAGUGAACUGUGUUGUCUCUCAUUGACUGUGCGUUAUGAAUGGCUAAUCUUAAAAUAUACCCUUUCCCCUUGAGAUAACUAGUAAUAAAGAGGACAAAUUAGCAUAUUUUAGUUGUGUAGGGGAACUAACAUGCUUUGGAGAGGAAAGGUACCUGUAGACAUUAUUUUUUUACUUUAGAAAAGUACCGGUAAUUAUUGCAGUAUGGUCUAUAUUGAGUAGUAAAUUGGUGUGUGACAUGUACCAUUCAAGUUGGUUUAUGUACUUCCAACCCUACACUGCCCAUAAUGUUGCAUUAUGGGUAAUGAAUCUGGCCAGAUAUGAUUAACACUAGUUGUUGAGGACUUGAGGUUGGGCUAUAAAGGCUGCCAGUUCGUUUCCCCUUUAAAGGGAUGGUCCGGGAUGAAAAUAUUUAUAGUAUCUAUAUAAAUGGAGUAAAACUCACAGAGCAAAAUGCAGAAAAUUCAUCAAAAUCGGAUAACAAAUGACAAAGUUGUUGUAUUGGACAUCCCAUUGUUCAGAGAGUACCUUACACUCUCUUGUGAUUGUAAAGUAAAACAAUCACACAAAAAUUACCAAUACAACCUACAAUGUAGCUUUACAUGUAUCUACCAUAUAUAGACAAGAGGUUAAAAACAGCAUACUUUUAAGAGGUUUUUUCAUGAAUAGAUAAAGGUUAUAUUGUAUCUGAUAUUUACACUAUACAGCAUUUACAUUUGAAAUUAACGAUAGAUUUUAUUUUGUCAGAGCACAAAGAUUUAUAAAGUCCAAGCACAAAAAUUUAAUAAUAAAAUUAGUUACUGGUUGUCUGUUUAUGUUUAAUAAUUUUCUUGCGCUUACAUUUCUAUUAAUCACGAGUAGAGAAAUGGAAUUUAUCAUUUUCUUUCAUCAGAUAUGUGUCAUUAGUCUUAUAACUUGAAAACUUGGUACCUAUUCAUUGGUGAUUAUAUUUGAAUAAUAUGAUGAUUAUAUUUUACCAAAAUGAAAUCAUUAAAGUAGAGAGAAUGUAAUUGUAAUGUGUCAUUGGAUCUUAAAAAGAUGAAAAAUGUGCACCUAUUUAACUGUAGUCUUUUUAUAUUUCAGCAAUAUUAUGAAUUAUCUAAUUACAUAUUAUCCAAAGCAAUCAUUUAUUCACUAUCCAAUACAGUAUGUGUGUAUGUUGUAGCAAUAAAUGCAAUAUAAUGUCAUAUACUA
Molecule: messenger RNA, 3311 nt
Organism: Lytechinus variegatus (green sea urchin)
Lineage: Eukaryota; Metazoa; Echinodermata; Echinoidea; Temnopleuroida; Toxopneustidae
Product: protein ADP-ribosylarginine hydrolase-like
Exons: 3
Coding region: 119-1195 (358 amino acids)
Source: RefSeq, a predicted model, not a curated record